CAAGCUCGCAGAGUAAGAGACCAUUAGAAAAUUCGGUGAGAAAAUUAAGUUGGUUGUGAGAACAUUUUUCGUUUUGAGCCAGACGUAAUCGGAGAAAUUAAUCAUGGGGAAGCAAAAGGUGGAGAUAAAGGUGACAAUGGUGGACGAAAGGAAGAAGUCCAAGGUUAUGCAAAUAAUUGCUAAGCAGUGUGGAAUCUUGUCCAUUACAGCUGAUAGGGACAAAGACAAGGUUACGAUCGUUGGCAACGAGAACUUGGACGUGACCCAUCUGACAAUGGAGCUGAGGAAGCAGAUGCGGCGAGCGCACGUCGCCAUUGACACGGUCACGCAGGUGGACGAGAAGAAGGAGAAGGAGGAGAAGGAGAAGAAGGAGAAGCAGGAGAAAGAGAAGAAGAAGAAGGAAGAAGAGGAGAAGAACAUGUGCAACCCCAAACUUGUUCACAUGCCCUAUCCUGUGCAGUUCUGCGUCGACGAGCCCAGCCCGGCAUGCUGCGUGAUGUAGAUAUUUAUAUAUCGCAUGAAAUCACUACGGGUGUAUUGUGGAGAAUUUUGGGACAUUUGUUUAUCAACUAUGCUACAUAAUUUUACACACAUAUAUAUAUAAGUAAUGAGAUCAAAAUAUGAUUAG
Molecule: messenger RNA, 628 nt
Organism: Oryza brachyantha (malo sina)
Lineage: Eukaryota; Viridiplantae; Streptophyta; Magnoliopsida; Poales; Poaceae
Product: nucleoporin GLE1-like
Exons: 3
Coding region: 104-502 (132 amino acids)
Molecular function (GO): metal ion binding
Source: RefSeq, a predicted model, not a curated record